GAGAACUCGGAGCGCUAUGUGACCUCGGGUAAGCGGAAGUCAGGCCUCUUUUCCGUGGCGCCUCCCGCGCGAGCAGCUGCUUCGCCAUGAAGCUGAAUAUCUCCUUCCCAGCCACUGGCUGUCAGAAACUCAUUGAAGUGGACGAUGAACGCAAACUCCGUACUUUCUAUGAGAAGCGGAUGGCCACAGAAGUUGCCGCUGACGCUCUGGGUGAAGAAUGGAAGGGUUAUGUAGUCCGAAUCAGUGGUGGGAACGACAAACAAGGUUUUCCCAUGAAGCAAGGUGUUUUGACACAUGGAAGAGUUCGCUUGCUACUGAGCAAGGGGCAUUCCUGUUACAGACCAAGAAGAACUGGAGAGAGAAAACGCAAAUCUGUUCGGGGUUGCAUUGUGGAUGCCAAUCUGAGUGUUCUCAACUUGGUUAUUGUAAAAAAAGGAGAAAAGGAUAUUCCUGGACUGACAGAUACCACUGUACCCCGCCGCCUGGGACCCAAACGGGCUAGCAGAAUCCGCAAACUUUUCAAUCUCUCUAAAGAAGAUGAUGUCCGCCAGUAUGUUGUUCGAAAACCCUUGAACAAAGAAGGUAAAAAACCCAGGACCAAAGCACCCAAGAUUCAGCGUCUUGUUACUCCACGUGUCCUGCAACACAAACGCCGCCGUAUUGCUCUGAAGAAACAACGGACUAAGAAAAACAAGGAGGAAGCUGCAGAAUAUGCUAAGCUUCUGGCUAAGAGAAUGAAGGAAGCCAAAGAAAAACGGCAGGAACAGAUUGCCAAGAGACGAAGGCUGUCCUCUCUGAGAGCUUCUACUUCUAAGUCUGAGUCCAGUCAAAAAUAAGAGUCUAUAAAUAACAAAUAAAUAAGACCUUAAUUGUC
Dipodomys ordii (Ord's kangaroo rat) is the source of this 874-nucleotide messenger RNA. RefSeq names its product ribosomal protein S6 (gene Rps6). The coding region runs from base 87 to 836 and encodes 249 amino acids. The transcript has 6 exons. Gene Ontology annotation, molecular function: structural constituent of ribosome. The record is from RefSeq and is a predicted model, not a curated record. Lineage: Eukaryota; Metazoa; Chordata; Mammalia; Rodentia; Heteromyidae. Gene Ontology annotation, cellular component: ribosome. Gene Ontology annotation, biological process: translation.